AUGUAAUAUAGGUCAAACAAGCCUCCUCAAACAGUCAAGAAUCAAGCGGUGUCGUUCUUUCCAAAAUAAACCUUUUCUCCUGCAAAGUCACAUAUUGAACACUUUGUUUCUGAAAAUCCAACUCCACAUUAUAAAAAAUAAUCGUAACCUUACCCACCCAGAUAACCCUCAUUCAAUAUUUCAAGUGGAGAAAGCUUGGAACAUAAUCUCAAAAAAAAGUAGAAUUCAAACUUUAGUUAAGAAAAGAAGGCUCAAAAAUAGUUGUUUAAUAUUUUGUUUAAUAGUACAAAGCGCAAUGGAAGUUUUUGCAAAGAAAUGAAGAAGUAAACCAGAUAAAGUAAUCCAAUACAAAAUUGGUACCUUCCGAAUAAGUAAAAGCUCUCCCAAACCAUGCAAAAAAAGUAAUCCAAAAUAAACAACAGCAUGGAGGGAUAAUAGACAGUUGAUAUGAGCUUUGAGAACCACCUCAUCAAAGGUCUUUAAGAACACAGUGGAUUCUAGAGUGAUACAACUAAACCUCUCGAUGAUUACAACCCUAGAGCUAUUAAAUUCUUGGAGAAAGGCAAACAAUUAUUAAGAGAGAAGCAAAUUGAAGAAGCUAUUGAACAAUUGAAAAAGUGCUUAGAAAGCGAUAUAAGAAUAUUGGAAGGACAUUACUUUUUAGGUAUAGGCUAUCUUGGUAAAUAACUCUAUUCAAAAGCAAUAGCAGAAUUUCAAUAUGUAAUCUAAUAGGAUGCUGCACAUAGAAAGAAUAUUUAUUUAUUGUUAGCAAUAUCUCAUAAAAAAAUGAAUGAGAUAGACUCAGCAAUCUAAAUUCUGAAUAAAGUCAUCUUAAUGUUCCCAAGAUAUUAUGAUGCCUUUAUUUAUAGAGGUAAACUCUAUACCAAACUAAAUUAAAUUGAUAAAGCAGAAUAAGACUUCAAUAUGGCCAUUCAGUUAAGUCCUCAAAAAGGAUUAGGCUAUUUGGGCAAAGCUGAUUGUUUUAGAAUGCAGAGCCAAUAUAAGGAAGCCAUUAAAUGUUAUUAAAAGGCCAUAAACUGUGAGUAGGCUGUGGGCAAUGCUGCUUUGCUGAAAAAAGCAAUAACUCUUUUUGAAAGUCAAGAAUAUGACGAAUGUGCAAUAGAUUUAAGUAAACUAUUAGAAACUGACCCUACGAAUUCUGAAGCCUACUACUUUAAAGGACUUUGUAGAUUAAAAACAAAGAAUCCUACCGAAGCCUUAUUAUGUUUUGAAUAAGCGAUCAAACAUAAUAAUUCUAAAAAAGCGGUCACUAAAUCGCUCUAUGAAAUUGCCAAAAUGAAGAUUGAAUAAAGAGACUUUUAUGCCGCAUUUCAUACAUUCAAUAGAUCGGCACUUUUAGAUACUGAUAAAACCUACUUAGAGAAAUUUAGAUUAUUUACUGAAGCUGUCAUUCAUUUGAUGAAAAGAAAAUUUCAGGAGAGUCUUAACAAUUUUCAAGAAAUUCAAAGUCAUCAUUAGUUAAAUGAUUUUCUUAAGCCUUUGUUCUAUGCUUAUCGAGCUUAUGGUCAUUUUUGUUUGUCCAAACACCAAAAAGCUUUGGAGGACUAUAAAUAUUUAUUGGAAAUUCAACCAGCUGAAUCCAGUGUUCAUUAUAAUAAAUUCUUAUGUGAGGGCAUCUUGAAAAUUUAAGCAGGGCAAUUCAAUUCUGGCAUGGAAUUCUUUCAAAAAGCAUAAAAGAUUUUCCAAAAGAAAAUGGAACCUUCUUUCUAUUAGGGAGCUACAUUGAUAAAUUAAGCCUUUAAAAAAAAAAGCGAUCAAUACAAGGAUAUAGUCAAAGGGUUAGAAUUGUUGGACAAGGCUCAAAGUUUAAAUGACUAGAAUGCAAACAUCUAUUAUGUGAGAUCCAUAGUGAAGUGCUUUUUAGGAUAAACUAAUGAGGCUUUGGCAGAUAUUGAGUCAGCCAUUCAAAAAUCAGAAGACAAUGUUGCUAAAUAUUUUUAUUUUAGGGGAAUGGUGUAUGGAAUUCUUAAAUAAUAUCAUCACUCUUUAAAUGAUUUUAGCAUCUGUUUAACAUUGGAUGAAACUCUUCCUGAUGCUUAUUUAAAUAGAGCUAAAUGUCAUUUUUUAAGUGGAGAUUCCAAUUCUGCCUUCCAGGAUUUACAAUAAUAUGAUCCAAGAAUGCAUGUUUGGGCUGGCAACUUUUUAUUUGCCAAUGCUGCCAUAGAGGAUGCAAUCAAAGCCUACUCCAAUAAUAAAGAUUUCAAAAAUAACCCUAAGUUGUUACAGUUAAGAUCGGAAUGCUACAUGGUUUUAAGUGAUUUGCGCAGUUGUUAAGAAGAUAUCAAUAGACUUCAUAAAUUGACUAAAGAUUAAACUGCAGAAUUUGAUAAGGAUAUUUUAUAAGCCUUGAGAUUAGUAUUUAAGGAUGAUCAAUAAAUAUAUUUUAAUGAAGAAAGCGAGAGUGAGCAACAUGAAUUAAAAAAUAAUUUAAAUAGAGCUGUCAAUAGUCUAAAGUAACUAACAAGAGGAAAAGGAAGGUUAUUUUAGUAGUUCCAUGCGUUUAUAUUUAGAGGAGUAUUCUUGUUUCAUUUGGAGAAAUAUGAAGAGGCAUUGAAGGAUUUCUAAAUGGCAAAAAGUCAGAAGGAACUUUCAAUAACAGAAAAACGACUAAGAUAGAGAGGAAGCCAAACUGAUUUAUUUAGUGACGAAGAGUUUUUUGAACUUACUGAAGACGAGGAAGAUGCAGAUCUAUUAGAAAUCUUAGAGAUCAAAUUUAAUGAAUUGAUUUGCUUAAUCAUUUUAAAAUAAUUUAAAAAAGCAAAAGAGAAAUGUAAAUAGUUGAUUGAAAAUAUAAAUGAGGCAAAAUAAGAAGGUUUGUAAAUUCUCUUAAUGCAUAUUGAAUAAAUCCUUUUGAAGGAUUAACAAUCUAUUGAUUACUAACGAGUGAUCUGCUUAUAUGAUGAACCCAAAGAAAAUAUUAUUUGUUUCUAAGUUCCUAUUGUAUAUGUGGAUGGAUUUAAAAUUAGAUUAUCUUUUAGCUUGCCCAAAUUAUCUCCUCCAUCAUUAUCAAUAGUUUUUGAUAAAUAGUUAAUUUAAAAUAUCGGGCCUUUGUCCGUUGAAAAUAAACCUGAAGCUCCAUGGAUCAGAAGAGAACAAUAAGAUGAUAUGAUAAUAUUUACUGAUAAUGUUCAAAUCGUUGAUGAUAUUAGAUUAGAAACUGAAAUAGAGGAUGAUGAAAUUACUCAAAUAAAAAAUAAUUUAAUGUUGGAUAAGGAUAUCGAAGAAAAGUUGUAACGAUUUUUUUAAAAUAAAAAAUAAAAAUGAUGUUAAUAUUCUUAUCAUCACUAUCUUU
Molecule: messenger RNA, 3313 nt
Organism: Paramecium tetraurelia
Lineage: Eukaryota; Ciliophora; Oligohymenophorea; Peniculida; Parameciidae
Exons: 8
Molecular function (GO): protein binding
Source: RefSeq, a predicted model, not a curated record